Acanthosepion pharaonis is the source of this 3015-nucleotide messenger RNA. The record is from the annotation of a GenBank genome assembly. Lineage: Eukaryota; Metazoa; Mollusca; Cephalopoda; Sepiida; Sepiidae.
AUGAAAUAUUUAGGGUUUCUUUUCUUUAGCACUCUUUCAAGGCGAAUAACAUCUCACUCCUACCCGCAAAGCUUUUAUGGGUUUUCUUUCUUUGACUCAAUCAAAUAUCUCACUCCUACAGGCAAAGCUGGUGUAGGUUUUCUUUUCUUUACUCUUUCAAGGCGAAUAACAUCUCACUACUACAGGCAAAGCUGGUGUAGUGUUUUCUUUUCUUUGUACUCUUCAAGGCGAAUAACAUCUCCCUCCUACAGGCAAAAGCUGGUGUGGGUUUCUUUUCUUUUGUACUCUUUCAAGGCCGAAUAUCAUCUCACUCUCUUAUGGCAAAGCUGGUGUAGGUUUUCUUUUUCUUUGUACUCUUUCAAUGCAGAUAACAUCUCAUUCCUACAGGAAAAAGCUGGGCGUGUAACAUCUCACUCUGGAAAAUCUGUUGUUUUUUUCUUUUCUUUGUACUCUUUCAAUGCGAAUAACAUCUCCUCCUACUGGCAAAGCUGGUGUAGGUUUUUCUUUUCUUUGUACUUUUCAAGGCGAAUAACAUCUUCCUACAGGCAAGCUGGUGUAGGUUUUCUUUCUUUGUACUCUUUCAAGGCGAAUAACAUCUCGCUCCUCCUGGCAAAGCUGGUGUUGGUUUUCUUUUCUUUGUACUCUUUCAAGGCGAAUAACAUCUCACUCCUACGGGCAAAGCUGGUGCGAAUAACAUCUCACUCCUACGGGCAAAGCUGGUGUAGGUUUUCUUUUCUCUUCCUACUUUUUUUCAAGUACUCUUUCAAGAAUAACAUCUCCUUCAGGCAAGCUAAGUUUUUCUUUAGUCUUUGGUGUAGGUUUUCUUUUCUACGGGCAAAUGUCACUCCUACGCGAAUAACAUCUCACUCCUACGGGCAAAGCUGGUGUAGGUUUUCUUUUCUUUGUACUCUUUCAAGGCGAAUAACAUCUCACUCCUACGGGCAAAGCUGGUGUAGGUUUUCUUUUCUUUGUACUCUUUCAAGGCGAAUAACAUCUCACUCCUACGGGCAAAGCUGGUGUAGGUUUUCUUUUCUUUGUACUUUUUCAAGGCGAAUAACAUCUCACUCCCCCACAGGCAAAGCUGGUGUAGGUUUUUUUCUUUCUUUUCAAGCUUUCUUUUCUUUGUACUCUUUCAAGGCGAAUAACAUCUCACUCCUUCAGGGCAAAGCUGGUGUAGGUUUUCUUUUUUCUUUGUACUCUUUCAAGAAUAACAUCUCACUCCUACAGGCAAAGCUGGUGUACUUUUAUCUUUCAAGUCGAAUAACAUCUCACUACUACAGGCAAAAGCUGGUGUAUUUUUCUUUUCUUUGUACUCUUUCAAGGCGAAUAACAUCUCACUCCUUCAGGCAAAGCUGGUGUAGGUUUUUCUUUUCUUUGUACUCUUUCAAGCCGUAUAACAUCUCACUCCUACAGGCAAAGCUGGUGUGGUUUUCUUUUCUUUGUAUCUUUCAGGCAGACAUCUCACUUUUUUCUUUUUUUUCUUUAUUACUCUUUCAAGGCCGAAUAACAUCUCACUCCUACGGGCAAAGCUGGUGUAGGUUUUUUUUUUUUUGUGCUCUUUCAAGGCGAAUAACAUCUCACUCCUACGGGCAAAACUGGUGUAGGUUUUCUUUUCUUUGUACUCUUUCAAGGCGAAUAACAUCUCACUCCUACGGGCAAAGCUGGUGUAGGUUUUCUUUUCUUUGUACUCUUUCAAGGCGAAUAACAUCUCACUCCUACGGGCAAAGCUGGUGUAGGUUUUCUUUUCUUUGUACUCUUUCAAUGCGAAUAACAUCUCACUCUCCUACAUCUCAAGGCUGGUGUUGGUUUUCUUUUCUUUGUACUCUUUCAAGGCUUUUCUUUGUACUAACAUCUCACUCCUACGGGCAAAGCUGGUGUAGAUUUUCUUUUCUUUGUACUCUUUCAAAGCGAAUAACAUCUCACUCCUACGGGCAAAGCUGGUGUAGGUUUUUUCUUUUCUUUGCGAAUAACAUCUCACUCCUACGGGCAAAGCUGGUGUAUGUUUUCUUUUCUUUGUACUCUUUCAAGGCGAAUAACAUCUUUUUCCUUUCACUCUUUUCUUUAUAUUAUUUAUACGACUAUCUAUCUAUCUAUCUAUCUAUCUAUCUAUCUAGUUAUUAUAGCAUGAUUUAUUUAUUUGUCUAUUUAUAUAACUUCCUAUCUAUCUAUCUAUCUAUUUAUUAUAGCAUGAUUUAUUUAUUUUUCUAUCUAUCUAUCUAUCUAUCUAUCUAUCUAUCUAUCUAUCUUCCUAUCUAUCUAUCUAUCUAUCUAUCUAUCUAUCUACCGAUUUUUAGUAGCAUGAUUUAUUUAAAUUUUUGCUUUUAUCUAUCUAUCUAUCUAUCUAUCUAUCUAUCUAUCGAGUCAGCUAGUUUCUAUUUAUUUGUUUUUCACUAUCCGUUAAUAUCUAUCUAUCUAUUUAUCUAUCUAUCUAGUUAUUAUAGCAUGAUUUAUUUAUUUUUCUAUUUAUACAACUUGCUAUCUAUCUAUCUAUCUAUCUAUCUAUCUAGCUAUAUCUAUGUAUCUAUCGAUCUAUUUAUCUAUCUAAAUUUCGAAAUCUAUCUAUCUAUCUAUCUAUCUAUCUAUCUAUCUAUCUAUCUAUCUAUCUAUCUAUCUAUCUAUCACAUCUCUGGAUUAUCUAUCUAUCUAUCUAUCUAUCUAUCUAUUAUCAUCAUCUAUCUAUCUAUUAUCUAUCUAUCUAUCUAUCUAUUACAGUCUAUUUAUCUAUCUAUCUAUCUACCAAGCAAGGCAGUACAGUCAUUAGCACUUUGUCAUCUAUCUAUCUAUCUAUCUAUCUAUCUAUCUAUCUAUCUAUCUAUCUAUCUGUGUCUGCUCUUAUCUAUCUAUCUAUCUAUCUAUCUAUCUCUGUCUGGUCUUAUCUAUCUAUCUAUCUAUCUAUCUCUGUCUGGUCUUAUCUAUCUAUCUAUCUAUCUAUCUAUCUAUCUAUCUAUCUAUCUAUCUAUCUGUUCCAAGGAAUACGGCACACUAUCAACGGAGGAUAUCGCUCGCUUUUCAUGA